Molecule: messenger RNA, 4069 nt
Organism: Formica exsecta
Lineage: Eukaryota; Metazoa; Arthropoda; Insecta; Hymenoptera; Formicidae
Gene: Pex12
Product: peroxisome assembly protein 12
Exons: 6
Coding region: 253-1245 (330 amino acids)
Biological process (GO): protein import into peroxisome matrix; protein monoubiquitination
Cellular component (GO): peroxisomal membrane; peroxisomal importomer complex
Molecular function (GO): zinc ion binding; ubiquitin-protein transferase activity; protein binding
Source: RefSeq, a predicted model, not a curated record
UUUUGUCCAAAUUCAUCUAUUUAUUCUAAUUGCCGCGAAGAGGACGGAUGUUAUGAACUUUGUAGCCGUUACGAAAGCAUGACGAACAUAUGAAAUAGAAAUGUUGCAUUAAGUUCAAGAUAAUUUAUUCCGAAAGAAACGGUGAAAUCAUCAACAGAUAAUACAUUUCAGGUCGGCGCGAAGUUAAUACUUUGACAAACAGGUUAAAUCUAAGGGUAGAUCUUAACGUAUAUGUCCAUGUAAACGAGAGAUAUGGCAGAGAAGGGUGCUCAUUUGACUGGAACUGCGUACAUCAGGCCUUCUAUCUUUGAAAUUAUUGCGCAAGAAUCGCUCGCGUCUACCCUCGAACCAGCUUUUAAAAAGAUCCUUUCGUUUCUUGUUUCUUUCAAUCCUGAAAGAUAUGAACAUAUUCUUCAAUGGGCAGACGAGGGUUAUUUAAUUUUUAAUGCAUUCCUUCAACGAUAUUACCUAAAGAAAUAUUCCGCAUCAUUUUCUGAAACAUUUUAUGGUUUAAAGCGUGUUGCAGUCGUCGAUUCUAAACUCAAAAGAAACUUAUCAUAUAAGCAACAAAUACUGUCAUUGAUAUUAAUUGUAAUAUUUCCAUAUCUAAAAAAUAAACUUGCACAACUCAGUUCGAGAUAUCAACUCGAAGAAGUAGAUGGUCGAGCAUCAAGAGAGAAGGGGCGAAAAUUUUUUCGUAAAUACAUUGUUAAAGGACACUCAAUUCUUUUUAUAACGUACGAAUCGCUCGUAUUGUAUAAUUACAUACUUUACAUAUCGAAAAAAUCAGUGUACCCAUCACCUUUGCUAAGAUUGCUGUCCGUUACACUGACAUACGCCGAUCCACACAAUGCUCUUACUAUCACAGAAUUAUUGAGGAAGAUAAAAUACAAUUCAUUCACCAUUGGCGAUGGAUGGAACAUAUUUCAAAGAUUUGUCACUGGAUCUCUUGAAUUGGGGGCUUUCUUCUUACAAUUUCUCUCAUGGUGGAGCCAGGAAAAUUACAAUAUGGACAUCAUGAGUCUUCCAGCUCCACCACCUCCAAAAGUGCCAAAUGUUGCACAGCGAUAUAAAGGAAUAUGUCCACUUUGUCGCAAACCUCAUCGUAUACAUACAGUGCUUAUGGUAUCUGGUUACAUCUUUUGCUAUCAAUGUAUUUUAUCGGAAAUACGGAAAAACAAGAGAUGCCCGGUAACACAUUAUCCUGCCAAAGAAGAUGAUUUAAUACGUCUGUAUAUAGAAUAAAAUUAUAUAUAUUGUGACGUUGCCGUCUCGCCUCCGUCUUACCUCCAGAGUAAAGGCCAAAGCACAAAGCGGACAAUUCACAAUAUAUAUAUAUAUAUAUAUGUAAAAAUACGUAAUUUAUACUAUUUAUAAUAUAAUGUAUUAUAUAUAUAUAAUGUAUAGAGAGAUAAAGAAAGUCGAAAAAUAAACGCUGAUUGGCCAUAAUUAUAUAACUAAUAUAACAUAUCGUUUUGGAAAAUUAUUCGUGCAUGCGAUAUUGAAUUAUCAUACUUUUAUACACGUAUUAGUAGAAGAAAAAGUUAACUUUUUUCUCAAAAUAACAUUUUAUUCUUUUAUGACACUUUGCAGCAUAUUAAAUGGCAAGGUACUUUUAUAUAAUCAGUUACUAAUAUAUAUACUUAUAAUCUUUACAAGCUUAACUAUAGAUAAAGUAAUAUAGAUCUUCAGAAAAUUAUAUCAUUAUUGCAGAGUUACACAACAAAAUGAUGACACAAUGGAUGCUUUCCAUUAACAACACAGUGCGAUACAGAGUAUCAUUCUAUCUUCUUUCAAUACCAGUGAACAACAAAGAUAAAAUGAUACUCCGUGUCGACUUGAGUCACUAAAUGGAAAGCACCCAAUAAAACAUACAAUGAGUCGAAGAGUAAUGAAUAACAUUCCAAAAGAUUUAUACAUAAUUUAGAUGUGUUAAUGUGCGUCAUCCUUUUAAUAUCGGGCUCCUAAUAUAGUCAACAUGCUAUAGUGACUAUUGUAUACUAUGUACAAAUCACACUAUCUAAAAAAUUGAAAUACUACCUAAAAUAACACAUAAUAAGGCACAUUUUUUUCUUAAAAAUACAUUAUAGCUUCUAGUAGCUUCGAACAAUUUUGUUUCUAUGUGCAAUGAAAUGUCAAUUCCUCUUUAUAUCUGUAUAAAUUUCAACUUAAAAUUUAUUUAAAUAAUAAUAUAAAUAUAUCCAAAAAUAUAAUGGGAAUAUUUACUAUUUGAUAGAUACACUGGUAUCAAUAAUUGAUGUAAUGUCAUUAUAUAUACGAUUAUCGCGCGAUGAUAAAAAUAUGUAAUCAUAUCGUAUAAGACUCAAGCAUCAGUACUUAUUAAUAAUCAUAUCUAAAAUACUGAGCGUUAUAAAAAGUGCCAAUUAAUAUUACUAUUUUUUUCCUAAUCUAAUUUUAAAUUAAAAAUAAAGAAAAUAUGCUCGAUGUAAAUUUCAAAACUGAUUAAUAACUGAGCAGGAUAGUUCGAAACUACAAUAUUUACAGAUGCAAAUAUUUUCUUAUGUCAUAUACAAUACUGGUCCAUAUUGUUUUUUAUUGCAUCCAAUGUAUGCAAUAGUAGUACAACACUCAAAUUAUUGAUUUGUAUACAUGGACACAUAACACGAUAACUUUAAGGCACAACACGAUUAACUCGAGCAGUUAAAGUGUACGUUUGUUUAAAUCUUAACUUCAACAUGAUAUUUGCAAAUAUCUCGGAAAUAGAGUAUGCCAAUGUUUAAGUUUAUAACAAUGUAUAUAUGAAUCACAGAUAACAUGUAAGUUUGACUUGGAUGAAGAGAAAGAAAAAAAAAGAAAAAGAAUUCCACAAAGGAAUUUCUUAUAUGCACACACACACACACACACAAGUGUAUGUGUGUGUGUAUGUUUUGUUUAUAAUUAGAAUGUUAUAUAUGAAACAUUGUAUAUAUUCCAUGUACAGCCUGUAUAAAAUAUAAUUAUAUUUGUUUAAAACAGGUGAUAAAUAUAUCUAAUCAUAUUUAUAUUGCUAUAAAUUAAAUAUGCAAGCAUAUAACUAUGACAGUUUUUGUCGAGCACUCUAAUUGGCUUAAUUAAUCCCUAUAGAUAAACUUAUAACAAUUUAAAAGUACAACCUAUGCUUUCAUCAAAAAUAUAUAAUCAUUUCUGAUACUUUAUAUCAUCACUGUGUGUCUCGUCAAACAAAGUUAUAAACUUAACAUGUGUAGUCCUGCCAAACUGAUAUUUAACUAAAUAUAGUUACUUGAUACUUUUUUCAUAUAAAUAGAGCAAUUUAAAUGUAAAAAACAUAAAAUAUAGGGAUUAUCAAUAAGAGAAGAGACAUCAAAGAUGGACUAUCUUGUCAGUCAUAUAUGAUCGACAAAGUGUAAAUGGAAAUUUGUGUGUCAGGCACUUGUGACUGAUGUGGCAAUCAAUGUGUUAAUAAGUGGGCACAACAUAUAUAUAUGCAUAUAAUAUCAAAAUAUUUAUGUCUAUUGGAAUUUAUAAUACACGGUGAAACAAAUAUAUGUGUAUAUAUGAAUUUGUUUUUAAUGUGAAAUAUGAAAAUAACAAAUUUAUUUUGAUUUGUUUGCAUACAUGCAGUACAUUCAUAUAUGCAUGUCAACUGAAUAUUUAUAUGCAUGCAAAUUUAUCUAACAUUUUGUAUCAUAGCAUAAAAUGUACAUAUUCUAUAUAUACAGAGUAUUCCAUUGUUAUACUAAACUGAAAUAGUUUCAAAUAAAAUUUGUUAUUGUAACACUUAAAAUUAACAAAUCGUAAUAAAGGCGUAGCGUCAUUUUGAAUACAUGUAGAUGAUUGGAAGAAUCAAGAGUUAAUACAUAAAGUCUAAAUAGCUUAUUGGUAAAAAGCAAUGGCUGAGUUAGGAUGCUUUCCAGCUACGGAACACAGUGAUACACUGUGUGACACAGUGUUAUACAGUAUCGACUUGUAGCUGGAACGCUGUUUCCGAUCUAUAUGCUCAAUAUGUGCAUAUAUCAAUGAUUUAAGCAGCCAUAAAGAAGAUCAACGAUUUGUAAUAAUAAUUUAAACUCGCAGAAGAUAUUUUCGCUGUAAAAGUUUGUAUUUUUCA